Molecule: messenger RNA, 3174 nt
Organism: Hyaloperonospora brassicae
Lineage: Eukaryota; Oomycota; Peronosporomycetes; Peronosporales; Peronosporaceae
Source: the annotation of a GenBank genome assembly
AUGGGCAUUGUCGAAGAAAUUUACUGCGAGAAUUUCAUGUGUCACCGCAAACUCCGUGUGGUGCUAUGUCCGCACACGAAUUUCAUCACGGGCGAAAACGGCAGCGGCAAAAGCGCAAUCAUUGCAGCGCUUCAGAUCUGUCUCGGGGCCAGUGCUCGGAGCACACAUCGGGGCAAGAGCAUAAAGAAUUUGAUUCGCCAUGGACACGAGGGCAAUGCUCUGGUGCGAAUCACCCUGCGCAACGAUGCUGUCGGUAGCGACGCGUUUCGUCCCGAGCUCUUCGGCCGGAAGAUCCUCGUCGAGAGACUUAUUCGCCGAGACGGAUCGGCUGAAUACCGACUGCGAGACGAGAAGGGACUGAUGGUGUCGAAGCUCAAGGCAGAUUUGGACGCGAUGCUGGAUCAUCUGAACAUUCAGACGGACAAUCCGUGUGCGAUUUUGGACCAGGAGAACGCCAAGCUUUUUCUGAAAGGCAAUUCGCAAGAUAAGUACAAGUUUUUCCUCCAGUCGACGGAUUUGUACAAGAUGAGAACGACGUACUCGAAGAUUGACGAAGAGACGAGGACCAUUGCUGAGUCGACGUUGAAGAGGGAACGAGCCAAGAUUGCUACGCUAAAGAACGCGAUGGACGAGGCUACAAAGCAGUGGAAAGAGGCACAGAGUAUCGGAAUGCUGGAGGAAGAGUUCGAGGUGCUUAAAAAGGAAUUGGCGUGGUCUUUCGUAUGUGAGAAGGAAGCCAUGGCCGCGAAGGUCGAGAAGAAGAUGAAGCGAAAGAAGCGCGAUGCCGAACAGGCUGCUGACAAAUACGAAGAGGCGAGGGAGGCGGUCGAUAAGCUGGAGCAAAAACAGAAAGAGAAGAAUGACAAGCUCGAAGAAGUGAAUGCACGCAUGAGCGAAAAUAGUCAACGAAAAGGAGAAGUGAAAAACAGGAUCCGUGAGGCCCGUCGCCCGUUGCACAACUGCAAGGCGGAAAUAAAGCAGCUAACGCAGUCCAAACAACGUGCCAACCAGCGACUAGCCCGUUUGCAACAAGACUUGCAGAAGAAGCGCGAGAACCACGAAGUGAUGCUUCGUAAUCGCAUGCACCGCAAUGAUGAAAUGCGUGAGCGUAUCGAGACGGUGCAGCGUGAAGUGCAGGAAGCCGAGCAUGAGAUCAAUAAAGCUAAGAAGCGUGCUCAGGCACGUCCUCUGGAGCUAGAUGAGGUGGAAAAUCGGCACGAUAAGUGUGUCAGACAAAUGCGUGAGGCAGAGACGGAGGUGAAUAAGGUCCAGCAACGCAUCAAUUUGCUGAGAGAGCAAAAGCGCGAUAGUCUUGCUGUGUAUGGCAACCGGAUCCCGCAACUGCAACAACUUAUUCACAAAAAUCGCCACCGGUUUGCUGCGCCCCCUAUCGGACCCCUGGGUCUUAGUGUAAAGCUCCCCGAGCGAUACAUGCACUUUGCCGUUGCAAUCGAAAUCGCACUGAAGGGCCAGCUGGGAAGUUACCUGGUGAUCAACGGGAAAGACAAAGCGGUGCUAGAGGAUCUAAAGCGUCAGGCGCGUUGUCCACCUAACAAAGCCAACAUCAUUAUUUCGCAGCGUGCAGGACGCCGUUAUGACAAUUUGCGUCUGGCAGAAGGAAGCCUUGCUGACCACGCAAUUUGCAACAUUCUUGAGGUGAACAAUGACGACGUCUUCAACGCUCUCAUUGACGUAUGCAGCUUGGAAAGCAAGUUGCUGUUCGAUAGUCGUCAGUUGGCUGAGGAUAGCGUUUUGAGCGGCUCAAGCGGCAACUUCAGGAUGGCGCGUUUCGUGUCAGAGGUGUUCCUUCCUAACGGCGACAAGUUCAUCGUUCGUUCUGGCAAUUUGGCAUUCAUUGCCAACAAGCUACACCUCCGUAGCUCCAUCAUUUGCCAGGAUGUGGAGGGCGAGAUCAAGGACUUGGAACAGAAGCUCCAUUCCCUUCAGACGAAUCUGGAGGUCUUCCGUCGUGAUGAGUCUCGGCUACGACAGGACCGUGAAGAACAUCGCCACCAGAUCAAGCAGCAGAACGAUCACAUUGACUACUUAUCACGUCGAUACAAUCAGAAGCGUGCAGGAUUGCGCAGUCUCGAGGAGGAACUGUCUGAUGACUUGCAGCAGCACACGCUGGAUACAUCUGUGCUGGAGGACGAAGUGAGAGGCGUCGAGGGUGAAUUGGAAGGUUAUGAUUGUCGUGAGCAAGAGCUGAAUGAGAUUCUUUCCAGGUCGAACCCGGAUUUGGAAGGUCAGCUGCGGGACCUUGAGGAACUAGACGCGGCAGAGAAAGAGAUUGCUGCCGAAAUGAACGAGUACCAGGCCGAAGCGGAUGCGAUCUACAAGUGUCUGAGCGAAAUGAAGGUACAGGAGAUGACGUGCCAGCGGGAGGCAGCUACGUUACGUGACAUGGUUGUGCAGUGGGAAGACGAGCUAGCAACACUUCAGGAAGAGUGCGAGGAACAGAAACACAAGGCGCAGCAGCACUGUGAACGAGUCUCGGUCACGCACUCGCAUGAUUAUUACGGCAAACGGUUGACUGACAUCAAACGCCAGAUUGAUCACGAACGGAGUCGGUUUCGAGGCAUGGACCUGUCGGAGCUAAAGGAUGACAUGGAGGCGAAGACGAUCAAGUACACGAGCAAGAAGGCCAACUUCGACAAGUUUCGAGAUAACCUCGAGCGCAUUCGGUCGAUGCUGGAGGAGCGUAAACGGGUGUGGCAGAUCCUGCGGAAGGAGAUCGCUCAUCGGACGUCCAUGGAGUUCAACAAGUUCAUGUGCCUGAAUAACUUUGCAGGCAAGCUAAAGUUCAGACAUGACGAUCAGCGGCUCGAAAUUGCUGUCUUGCAUAAUGAAAAAGGAGCGUCACGAGCAUCGCAAGUGACUGACAUGAAGGAACUCUCUGGCGGCGAGCGGUCUUACACUCAAGUGUCGCUGCUGCUGGCGCUCGGCGAGAGCAUUGAGUGUCCAUUUCGAGUGAUGGACGAGUUCGACGUGUUUAUGGACUCGGUGAACCGUGACAUGACCAUCCAAUUGCUCGUGAAAGCUGCCAAGAAGGACGGCAAGAAGCAGUUUAUCUUCGUAACUCCCAACGACCUCAGUACGCUACGCCGCGAUCCAAUGGUGAAGAUCCAGAAAAUGCACCCGCCGCGAGAUCGACUGAAUGCAGAGCAGGACUGA